Molecule: messenger RNA, 5736 nt
Organism: Drosophila novamexicana
Lineage: Eukaryota; Metazoa; Arthropoda; Insecta; Diptera; Drosophilidae
Gene: fs(1)M3
Exons: 8
Coding region: 1-5568 (1855 amino acids)
Cellular component (GO): cell surface
Molecular function (GO): heparin binding
Source: RefSeq, a predicted model, not a curated record
AUGACGACUUCUGCUGCUUGUGGCAGUGGCACGUCCGGCGUACACGACGAGAAAUUGCACAAUGAUUCAGAGGUCCGCCAGUCGCCGGCAGCCCGCUGUACGCUGGCCGAUCUUACAUGUCAGGGACAGGACCAGGGAGAUACUCCCAUUGUUGGCCCGACGAGGCUGCUGCCCAGCGUUUGCCACAGGGAUACCAACGGCAGCAGCUUGAGCGUGGAGAUCCGGCUGCCGUUCAUGGACAUGGAGCUGCGUCAUGAGCGACAUUUGCAUGUGCUGCGCGCCCAGCAGCUGCUGCUGGUGCUGCACGGGCACGAGCUGUUCCAGCUGCAAGUGGCCGGCCGGGACAAGCGGUUGGUGCGUCUGGGCGAGCUGACGGGCCGUGUGGGCCAGCAAGUGGCCAGCGCCGCGGCUGUGGUACUCUGGCGCCAGUAUCUGCUGCUGGCCGUCGCGCUGCCGGAGUCGCUGGAGUUCUAUCAGCUGGCACAGCAGGCGAUGCUGGACGCCAACCAGCAGCACUUUGAGCCCAUACAGGAGUUCGCUCUGGCCGGCAGCCUGCAGCAGCUGCAUCUGCUGCAGCCCAAUCCGGAGCAGGUGCUGCUGCUGCUGACCCUCAACGUUACGCAGAGCCAGACCAGAUGCAGAACCUACGAGUGGCUGGAGACGUAUUUCAAUCCCGUAGAGGAGCUCACGUUGCCCGCCCUCAAAGCGUUCCAGGUGGUAGGACGUCAGCCCCAUUACAUAAUCACGGGACGCGCGCUGCGCGGCCAGUCCAAGCUCGUGCUGACCAUCUACGAGCUGUUGACGCCCACGCUGCGCCUGCUGCGCCGCCAGAGCCUGACAGUGCAGGCGCGUCACGUGCUGGCGGCACGAUUCCGUGGCCGCAAUCUACUCUUCGCCUGCGCCGGAGCCGGCGGCAACAGCAGCACGAGCAGCACGUGCAUCCUCUUCCGCAUGGUCGAGGGCCACUUUGUGGUGUACCGCAAGCAUGUGUUGAGGCAGCUGCAGUUCAGCCACCUGGCCGCAUCUGAGCUGGGCCAGCUGCUGGUCGGGGCCCGCGCCAACGGGCAGGUGCUGGUGUUCAAUAGCCAACGCCUGGACUGCUACAGUGGCUUCGGAGCCGAUCCCAAUCCCAGUGGCAUCUACACGCAUCGCAAUCCGCAGAACGAAAGCUUUCUGCUGAUGUCCUAUCGACGCCAGCCGAGCAUCACAUUGCUGCGCAUGGUGCAGCUGGGCGGUGCCAACGACGCAACCAUCCUGGCCGCCAAUCUGGAGGAUCUAAGCAGCGUGCAGCAGCAUCGCCAUGAGUUCGAGCAGUCCAUCAAUGGACUACGCAGCCUGCUGCUGCGCCGCAAGCAACAGCUGGAUGCAGUGCAUCAGCUGUUGGGGUCAUUGGAGCAGCAGCACACGCGCAGGCUGACGCAGCCGCUGCAUCUACGCAGCGGCUCGCACGUUCAGCUGGUGCAGCUGCAGGGCUCCCACUUGGCCAGUCCCAUGCAGCUGCUGCGGCGCAUGGAGCGGCUGCGUCAACAAUAUGGUCACGCCGUGGUCAGGCGCGGCACGCGUUCCUUUGGCGCGGGCAACGCCUCCUACACGGGUGCACAGGACACGCUCAAGGUGAACCGCUUGCACGUCCAGAACCUCAUAUACCAGGGCCAGCUGCUGCCAGGCUAUCAUCUGGACUCGUCCAGCCCGCCCAUUCUGAGCAUCAAGGGUCAGCUGCUGACCAAGCGGCUCCAUACAGAGCAGCUGCUAAUCCCGCCCAGCUACAAGCGGCCAGAGCGCUCGCUGGAUGCUCACACGGUGGUGCGACAUCUCCAGGUGGAGCGCAUCAACAAUAUCUCCUGGUUUGAGUUCUACGACUCGCUUUUUCUGCAUUCGCGUGACAACGAGAUCGAGGGACGCCUCGUUUUUCAAGCCCGCGCCCGGGUGGUCAAUCUCCAGACGCCGUUACUCAAUGGUAAGCUGGUGGAGCAGCUCUUCAAUUUGAGGCAACCCCAGGUGGUGACCUCCAACAUAUUCAUGUCCGCUUUCAUUGCACCCAAACUGGACGCCAAUCUCGUUAACGGCUUGAACUUUGCCAAGGACAUUGUCUUUCGCGGUGCCAAAAACAACCUGAUUAAAACGCCCGUUCGCAUUUACCAGAUAAGCGUCUCGGGCGACAUAAUCGUGGAAAACGACAGAAAAUCGCCACGUCAAAUGGCCGCCGAUCAGCGUCCUUUCAAUCUGCAGCAAUAUUACAGGGGCAGGAUCAUACUGAACGGCUCCUUGACAGUUAACAAUCUACAGCGGGACACGAAUGAGACGCGCCUGCAGCUGGGCGGGCAAUCUCUACGUGCACGGGACUUGCACGUGGAUUACCUGUUGCUACAAACGCCGCAGCACCUGGAUACGCUGGCAUUUGGCAAUGCGAAGGUGACGACACGCGCCUUGAGCACCCACCACAUCAAUGGACAUCCGACGGCUGAGCAUCUGCUCAGCGGAGCUGGACAUGAGCCAAGCCAAGCAGCGCACAGGCGGCUCCAUUUGAUAUUCAUGAGUGUGCGCAUCGAUGGAAAUGUGUACUGUGGCAAUUACAGCAGCCGUCUAGCGCAGCUGGCGAGGGAUGCAGUGCAUCAGGGCGAGACGGCCAACAUAACAGGUCACAAAAGCUUUGAGGCUCCAUUGCACGUGGACACGCUCUCCAGCCGAGCGCUAAAUGGACUGCCCGUUCAGGAGCUGGUGUUGAAGAGUCAGUUGUCGCAGAACUUCACAAAUCUCAAGCUCUUCCCGCGCAUUGUGGUCAAGAGUCAGCUGGAGAUUGGUCGCAAUCUGACAGCCCUGCGCCUGAAUCAUAUGGAGCUGUCGCAGCUGCUGCAGCCGGCGUAUAGCCUGCAGCGCCUGGAGCUGCCGCAGAUGCCCAAAUUGCAGCAACUGAUCUUUCGGCGUCUCAAUGGCCUGGCCUUCGAUGAGCUGCUGGGCAAGCUGAGCUCCGCUGACGGCGAGCCGGAGCAGCCGCUGCUGCUCCACAAGCAGCUCAUCAUCGAGGGCAAUGUGCGCUUCCAGCGGCCACUGCAGCUGCGCACUCUGAAUGCCAUCCACUGGGACGAGUAUGUGAAGAAUCUAGUGAGCGCGAAUGCCAAUAGCCUAAUCCUGGGCGAAAAGCGCUUUCUGGAGCCGGUGCUGAUCACAGAUGCGCUCCACGCGCCGACCAUAAAUGGCCUGGAUCUGAGUGCAUUGCUGGAGAAUACGCUGCUGCGCACCACGCCGCAGUCCAUUGGCGGCGUCUAUAGAUUUGCGCGUCUGACGGCGAGCAAUGUGGAUGUGGCUCAGCUGAAUGGCGUGCCAGCCAGCAGCUUCUUGGACCUGGGCCAGCCUUUACUUGAACUGCAGGGUGAUCUCUAUGUGCCCGAGCUGCAGCUCAAUGGCAGCCUCAGCUGUGCCCUACUCAACGAUCCGCUGCCACGUCUGGAUGCCCAGCUGGCUGCGCUGCAGCAGCGCAGCUGGCGUCGUCUCAUGGUGCUAGGCGAUGCGCUGUGGCCCGAGGCCUCCGAUUCGCAGCAGCAACAGCAACAGCUGGACUAUCUGCGUCUGCAUGCGGUGCGUCGUCGCGCCGCCAGACAAAUCAUCUCCGGACACGUCAUCCUGCAGCAGCCGCUGCUGGGUAAUUUGCAGGCCGGUCAGAGCUUUCCCGGCAGGCUCAACAUUAGCCACAUAGCUAAGGAUGCGCUGCUGCGUCGGAGUCCAGUCACGCAGCUGGUAAAGGCGCCGCAGACAAUGCUGCAGGAGGUGCGGGCGCGCUCCAUUCGCCUGCUCAAGGAUGGCCAAUUCGAGCUGCUGAACGGCAUCGAUCUGCGCCGGCUGAAUGCCUCGCUGUAUCGCCGCUCCAGCGGGCAGCCAAUGGGCGCACAGCUGCGGUUCCAGCUGCCACCGAACAUAACGCAGCUCCGGCUGCAGGGCGGGCUCAAUGGUGGCCACCAAGUGGCCAACAUCUACGAGCAGUCGCCCGGCGGCAUAUGGCCGGCCGUGCAGUUGAGGGAGCUGCAAUUGCAGCAACAGCUGCAGCUGCACGAGAUCAACGGCAUGAGUCUGGAGUAUCUGCUGGAGCAGCGUGUGCCGCUGCGUGGCGCCGCCUUGGAGCUAUUCGACACGCUCCACUUUGAGCGGCUGGUGCUCGGCGAGCGCCCAAUGCUGCGCACCAUCAAUGGCAUCGAUCUGCAGCGCGUGGUCUACAAGCACGGGCAACGGCCGCAGGCCGUCGGCGGCGCCAAGACCUUUGCCAGGGGCAUCGAAUUCCAAGGGCCCGCCCACAUAAUGCGCCUCAAUGGCAGGGAUCUCAGCGAGAGCUACCAGCAGAGCAUCUACACGGAUCGCGACUACAGCAUCGAUAGCCUGGUGCUCGAUGGCGCCAGCUUUCCGGGUGGCCUGCUCGCAGAUGCGGCGAUGGGUGAAUCAAGGCAGGCGCCGCAAAUGGAGCUGGAGCUGGGACACCGCCCACUAAACGCACGCGAGCAGCUGCGCCAGCAGCUACAAGAACUGGAGCAGCAGCUGCAGAGCAAUCGUGCGAAUCAUAGCCAGCGUCUACUCUAUCUGGACUAUGAGCAGCUGGGCCUGGAGCUGACUUGGAGCGCGCCCGCCGCUGAUGAGAUCCUGCAGCUGGUGGCUGCCCAAACGCCACAGCCGACCGGCAUCUGUCAGCUGCAGCAGCUGCUGGCGCAGCUCUCCACGCGGCAGCAGCGCGUGCACCUCACCAACGUGAGCCUGGCCAGCCGCCUGCUGCGCGCCAGCUCCGGACGAGCUGCGAUACGCGUCAAGGCGCAGAACUACUGCAACCAGCCGCUGCAGCAGUUCCGCAGUCGCAUGCACAUCAGCUGUCGCGGCCACGCCCACACGCUAGGGCUGCGCCAGCAUGUGGAGGCACUGCAGCUGCACGACCAGCAGGACUACAGCCUGCUGCUGAUCAGCGGCACGGACGAGGUGCGUGUGCUGCGAGUGAAUCAUACGAACUGCAGCCUCAGCGAUUGGCAGUCAGUGCAGCCCGUCUCGGCUGGCCGCCUGAUGAAGCUGCUCCAGCUGAAUGGGAAUAGAACGCUGCUGCUGACCGGCGGACUGCAGCAGCCUGAGCAUCUGCCCGUUGUGGCUGUGCAUCGCCUGGACGCGCAGAGUCAACGCUUUGAGUUGCUCCAGCACAUCGAGGGUGACUACGAUCUGGCCGAGCUGCAGUCGGAUCAGCUGCUGCUCAGCUGUCACACCUGUCGCCACAUUUCUGUCCAUGUCUUCAGUCCGGAUGUCGAGCAGUUUGUGCCGCUGCAGCAGCUCCGCUUGGCGGCGCGCAUCCAGCAGCUGUUGCCCUUCAGCGUGGCCCAGGAGCGCCACCUGCUGGUGCUGACCAUGUCCGGCUCCAAGCAUUUCUAUCUCUUCAGCUACGCCCACAUCGAGGGCUGGCAGCAGCGCACCUAUGGCCGGCACAUGUCCGAUUUCCAGUGGUCCUGGACGCUGCUUCGCUCCGGGCAGGAGCUAACGACCUCGGCGCCCAUUCUGCUGCUCUGCGGCCAGCGUUUCUGCAGCCUGGUGAAGGCUCUGCUCGACUAGAGCCUGUUUAAUCUAGUUGCUACUCUAUGGAAAAUAAUUUUGUUUAGUCUUUGUUUGUUUAGUUAUCAUUAGUUGCAUUCUGUUCAAUUUGACAGCUUGUUGUGAAAAACGUUGUUAAAUUUUUCUGCAUUUCCUAACUGCAUUAAAUUGUUAAUUGUUAAUCAAAUA